Pteronotus mesoamericanus is the source of this 2526-nucleotide messenger RNA. RefSeq names its product succinate dehydrogenase complex assembly factor 1 (gene SDHAF1). Lineage: Eukaryota; Metazoa; Chordata; Mammalia; Chiroptera; Mormoopidae. The record is from RefSeq and is a predicted model, not a curated record. Gene Ontology annotation, cellular component: mitochondrion. Gene Ontology annotation, biological process: mitochondrial respiratory chain complex II assembly. The transcript is spliced from 2 exons. The coding region runs from base 132 to 488 and encodes 118 amino acids.
UUGGAGGUGGAGGUUUUGGAGACUGGAGCGGAAGUGACUGUUUUCUUGCGUCCUCGUUUUUCCCAAUUGUGCUGCCGCCGCUCCAACUGUUCUGGGCUAUUCCCUACGCGCACCAGCGACCAAGUUGUACCAUGAGCCGGCCCAGCCGGCUGCAGAGGCAAGUUCUUAGCCUGUACCGUGAGCUGCUGCGCGCCGGGCGCGGGAAGCCGGGAGCUGAGGCGCGGGUGCGGGCGGAGUUCCGGCAGCAUGCCUCUCUGCCACGCUCCGACGUACUGCGCAUCGAAUAUCUCUACCGCCGUGGGAGGCGCCAGCUCCAAUUGCUGCGCUCAGGCCACGCCACAGCCCUAGGCGCUUUUGUGCGCCCACGGGAAGCGAUCGAGGAGCCCCGCCGUGCGGGGGCCGCUGGAACCUUCCCUGAGGAUGGUGAUGAUACGAGGAGCCCGCUUAACAGCAUGAGGUCACCGGAGACCCCGCCGGAUAGACGGUGACAGGCUGAAGAGUUCACCCGAUGAUGAGGGGCCGGGAUUGGGGCUGGGGAACCAGGGAACCCACCUGAUGGAACAUGAGACCUCUUAAGAGACAAGACUAGCUCGAUGGAUUAGGGGAAUCAGAGUCCUCCUGGCAACGUAGGAUCCAAAGACCACCAUGAUAGAUGGCGAGAGAUGCUUGACCUUGUUCGAGCCUUGGUAAUUUGUCGGGCCUCCUAAUGGGAGCUUGAGGCGGCCUGGGUCCCUAGCUGGCUGGACAAUGUCAAGCUGAGAGCUAUUUGCUCAAAGGCAUGGGAAGCCAGGACGCCCACCACCCCCUUGGACGGAAAAAGACUGAAACACCCUUCUCUUGAUCCCUUGCUCCUGAACUCUCUUUGUAUUUAACUCUGAUAACAGCAGAAUUUUUUUUGCUGAGGUAUUUAAGAAGAUGCUCUGAUGGGCUGUGAGAAGCCUCGACUCCUCCUUUGGAAAACUUUGCAUCUAUUAAUUGGAACAAACCAGGACUGAUGAAGGGGCUAAGCUGUCUCAUCGCAGCGAUCAUUUAAAGACCCCUCAAAACCUCUGCACCUACUGGUUCUAAGGGAGAGCCCUGAUUCCUCCACCCUUCCACCCUAUGGACUGUUGAACAAAAGGAAUAAAGUUGGGAUGUGCUUCCCUGUUGGUGGUCUUAAAAGAUUUUUUGUGUUUGGGGAUGUUUGAUGACACCCUUACUCUCCAAGAAGUGACCUUCGCCCUCGCUGUUGUGGCUCAAUUGGUUGGGCUUCACGCUGCAAAGCAUUGGAUUCCCAGUCCGGGCACAUGCCUACGUUUUGGUUCGGUCUCUGGCUGAGGGCCUGGCUAACUGCAGUCAAUAUUCAGUGAAUGGAUGACACCUUUGCUCCAUUACCCAGCUGGUAGGGUCAAUAUUGCCAAAACUCUGUUCACCCUAUUUGUGGUGACUCCUGGGAUACUACACCUCCUCCUUUGUUGGGGAUAGAGACUUUGCCUGUAUUGGAAACAGGAAAGACCCAGGUUUGCAUCCUGACUUCCCCCUGAACCUGGAGUCUCCCAGAACCUGCUGCUUCCUUACCUUCUUCCCUCAGUGUCCAUCCCCCUCUAAAGUAACAGCUUCUUGAUUUUAUUCAGAGACCCAUUCCUUUCUCAAUUUCAGUACACAUUUUGGGCAAGGCUGACUACAGCCCCCAGGAAAGCAUAUGACACUUUGGAAUUGUAAGGGAAGAGUGACUCUCCCAUUGGCUGCCAAAUUGGUGGGAUGUAUGCUUGGAGGUUUUGAGGGAUACUCUGGCCACCACCCAAUAAGAAGGGAGUCAGAUCAGAGGUAGGAACUGAGAGAUGAAGUUAUCAUUUGAGCUACUGGAUCCAGCUGUUUUUGCAGUCCCUAACUUUUCACCAAAAAAUGAAUUCCCAUUUUUCUUGAAAUCAGUGGGGAUUGGGCUUCAGUCACUUGCUCCUGUGUGUCCUCAGGCCAGUGACUGUCCUCAGCCUCAGUCCUCUAGAGGCUUAGUUUCCCAUUCUGUUAAGUGGGGACAUAUUGUUGGGUGGCUGUGAGAAUUAAAGGAGAGGAUCUGUCUUAAGUGCACACCCAGGAGCCUGGCACAAGAUUCCUGCCUCUGUUUUUGAGUCUAAUUCUGUUCUAUCUCUUGUCCCAACACUUUAAGCUCUGGGAAGUAUUUGAUCUUAGGCACCUGAAGCUGGGUGCUAGAAUCCAGGACUGAGCCCUGGAAAUUCCUCUUGGUGUCAUCAAGACCCAGAGAAGUGGGGUUUCACAGUCCUGCACCAAUUACAACCCAGCCUGGGAGAUCACCAUAUAGAAUGUUUCAACAGAACAUGUGUGUGUAUGCAGGUCAGGAGCUAUAGCAGGUGCUGUCGGCAGCUUGCUUAUGUCACAAGCACCCUUUCUGUACAUACCUGUAGCUUCCUGUGGCAAGUGAUUAUGCUUCUCUGUCUGAGAGGACUUUUACAGACAAAAGAAGCUGGAAGUUCUGGGAAGCUGACAGCUUCAGGAACCAAUGAGAGUUGGGUAGAACAACGUUGAGUG